UCUAAGGACUUAGUGGGAUUGGGAAGGAAUUUGUGGUGCACCAGUGAGAAAUUGAGAGUGUUUGAAUUUGGGGAUUUGGGAAAUGUACAGGAUGAACAGAGCUUCCGAUAGCCCCAAGCAGGAAAUGUGGCAUCUCUCCCCCACAGUGCACAGUAACAAUGAGGCACCUGCAUGGGGCAUCAACGGGAUCCCCCAACACCCAUCUUGAUGUAGAUGAUGGGGACUUGGGGGUAACAGCUUGAUGUAGGUCAGACUCUCACUAUGACUGGAGGGCACCUGGGGAACAAAAGGAAGAAUGGGGUGCCACCAUGGGGAUCCUCAAUCUGGUUGAGAGGGGGACACAUACGGUGUAAGAAUUUUAGGGUGUGUCCAAGAAGGUGAGUCCAGGGGUUUUGGUGUAUGUAUAUUUGGGACCCUCUGGGUUCAGAAAAUGAGGAUCCCCAUGGGUGGUGUUUGAGGGUCCCUUAGUUAGUUUGGAAGUGUUCAAGGUGUAGGGUUUGAAGGACUGUGGGUAGCAGAGAUUGGUUUUCUCAUGGAUCAGAAAUUGGGGAUCGCUACAGAUGCAGGUUGGAGGUCUCGUUGCUAGGUUCGGUGUGUCCAUGCAGCCUUUGGAGUGAAGAUUUGCAUUUGUGGGGUUCCAGUGAUGCAGAUUGUGGGUUCCAUACAUCUCGUUUCUUAUUGUGAGUUGCACAUAAUGUUAGGGUAAGCCGUAUGGGCAGGGAGUCUUUUGGGGUCCACAGGGGCAGGUAUUAAGGUUCUCUGGUAGGACAUGAGAGGGCCCGGCGGGGCAGGUUGGGAUGGAGGCUCCCCUGACCCAGACACGGACCUGGAACUGCAUGGCCUCGGGCAUUUGGGGAUGGGCGCUUGUAUCAACAAAGGGAGUGGAGCUGGAUGGGGGGUUCUGGGGUGCCCCAAGGUACAUGGAGCAGGGAUGAAUAGUAGAAGUAGUGGAGGCAAGGGAGAGUUCUGGGGAUGUAUACAGGAUACAAGAAAAGGUGGGGAAACUAGAGGGGACACAGAUGGGAUGAAAGCUGCCACCAGACACCAACCUGCAAGGGACACGGUCCUGGUCCCACACAGGGACCAAGAAAGUGUCACUGCUCUGUGUGUGUCAACCCAUUGGGGACCCACAGCACCACCACUUCCUGGGCACCGCAAAUAACAUUUGAGGAGGUGACAUCACAGCAUCCUGUUCACAAGAGGAUCUGUCAGCAGCUCUCCUGCCUCUUCCUGUGCCCACUGCAGUCUCGCUGUCCCCACGCUGCUCCUGCUUCAUGGCAACAAUGGCGCUGGCCCUCAUCCUGGGUGAGUGACAAUGGGGAUGUCGUGCCACAGGGGUUGGUGGCCCUCUGUGGGACCUGGACUAUGUCCCUUGCAGGUUGGUGUCUGGUGGCAGCGAUCAGGGCACAGCAGCUGCCCCGACCCUUCCUGUCACUGCACCCCAGGCAGGGGGUGUCCCUGGGGGACAAUGUCACCCUGCGGUGCCACCUGCCCCGGCUGGCUGCCCGGGUCUGGCUGUACCUGGAUGGAGGUUGGACAUACACCAAAGGCAAGGACAAGGAGCAGGACGUGGUCGAGUUCUUCUUUCUUAGCACAAAGCGGGGACACGCAGGUGCAUAUCAUUGCCAGUACCGGGAGCCUGAGUCAAAGGAGAAAUCGGAGAAGAGUGACCCCGUGGAGCUGGUGCUGACAGGUGAAGGUGUUGGGGACAGCAAAUGGCUCUGGGUACUCCCAACAGAGCCGUGUCGCAAUGUUGUCCCCUCCCCUCAUGCAGAUCCCAGCUUUCCACCACCUGGCAUCUCCCUUCAAUCAAAGGAACGUGUGGGGACAGGAACCAAUGUCACCAUCUAUAGAUUCUCUAUAGGGCUCCUCGUAUGUGACUCAAGGCCCCUCCAUAACCCCCACCUGCUCCACUCCACCUUAUGACACAGUUGCCCCCCCAUAAUGCCUGACACCGUGCAGUUCCAGGUCAUUGUCCGGGUCAGGGGACCCAAAUGUCAACCUGCCCCUUUGGGCCUCACCAAAGCCCACCAUGCAAACCCAAACCCUGUCCAGAAGACAAUAAAUUUCAGUAAAAUGAAAUCUGCAUUGUGGGGUAACGCCAGACACAAAACCUCAGCCCUCAGACACGCUCGAGCCCUCCAGGCUAUAAACAUGCCCCACAGCCCACGAAGAACCCACAUACCAAGUAGAAGGAACCCCAAAACCCACUCAUAUGGUACCCCAAUAUCUGACCCAUGCGGGUGACAGAUCUAAUCCCCUGUGGACCCACAAUCCCUAAACACUCCCACAACCUGUGGGCACACCCAAACCACAGCAGGACACCCAGAUAUCUCCCAUGGGAUCCCCAAAUCUCAGUCCCUCCCAAACUCCAGACCCACCCACUUGGACUCCGCCCUCAAAUACCCUCACCAUAGGUUCCCCUCCAAAGGAGGUUGGAGACCCCCACGGUGGCACCUCACUGUUCCUCUGUGUCUCCAGGUACCCCAGUGAUCAUGAGCAUCUGACCUGCACCAAGAUUCGUGCUGUGACCCCUUGUGCUUGGCCACCUGGGGCAGCUGCCACUGCUCAGCCCCCCAUUAACUACAGCAAAGUGGGCACUGGGGGACCACACUGAUAUCCCCACACCCACAAUGCCUCAUUUUUUAGGUGCACUGAAAUAGACAGACCCCAGAUUCCCCUGACUGGAGCUCCCUGAUACUCUGGUCCCCUCCCUUACACU
This is a messenger RNA of Numida meleagris (helmeted guineafowl), 2722 nucleotides long. Its product is annotated as leukocyte immunoglobulin-like receptor subfamily A member 2. The record is from RefSeq and is a predicted model, not a curated record. The transcript has 2 exons. The coding region runs from base 1366 to 1926 and encodes 186 amino acids. NCBI's taxonomy places the organism in Eukaryota, Metazoa, Chordata, Aves, Galliformes, Numididae.